UAAACAUGAUAAGCUUUUUUUUGCGUUUACUAUUGGAUGAAUGAAUACUGUUGCCACUAAUAAAACAAAUCCUAAUACUAAGGCUUGACUUACGAUUCACCUCAGAAAUGAGAAAGGAAAUCAAUGAAUAGAUAAACUUUUGUGAAUUUUGAAUUCCAAAUAAGCUUCAGAGCAUUGGCUUAGAAUCUUCCGCCUCGUUUGUCACUCUAGUGAGAAAUAUUGAGAUAGAAAUAACCAGUUUUAACUUGGUAUCUAUAUACUUCAUACUUUCAUAUUUUAAACUAUAAUCAUGAAGUCUACCGCUUCGAAAAAUUCCGCCCUGUACAAUCAGCAACAGAUCACGGUCUUUCGACCAAAAAGUUUUGCUUGACACCACCGCCCACAAAAUUACUGGUUUCAUGAUCAAACUUUUCUAAAUAAAUGGAUGAGUUGCAUUAACUAUAACUGAUAGUUAGUAUGUUAAGUCAGUUGCAUCUCUUACGAUGGGACAAUUCGACGACUUCAUUCCGAGUCAACGGGCCGCAUUUUGGAUUUGGAAAAUAUACGGAAUAUGGGCUACCGAAGACGAAAGCCCUUUCUACAGAACAUACCGUCGAGUUUAUCAUUUUCUAUUCACCGGAGUUUAUCUGUUCUCAAUGUUCAUCAGUUCUUUUUUCACGGAGAAUUCCGAAGAACUCUGGGGCGAGAUACUGUUUAUUCUACCUACGGAGCUGGCCAUGCUGACCAAAAACGUUAUCACCGUGAACAAAUUUGAAACCAUCUACGCACUGCACAGGACCUCGAUCUCCAAGGAGUUUCAACCGACGUGUCCCAAACAUGGAAAGGAAUACUAUCUGUAUUUCGAUCGAUUUAGCAAACUCAUGCUGAUGUACUUCUUCGUCAGUAUUUGUGCCGCCACGAGCCAUUUCGGAUUUCUUUUCGAUGACAGACUCAAGUUACCAUUUUUCAAUUGGUUCUUUUGGGUCCCGCUGGACAGGGACCAUUUGAACAAUUACUACCUUCUGUUUGCCUACCAGAUGAUCGGCAUGAUUGGACACUGCUGUUUGAACGUGUCUGGUGAUAUGAACAUCGCUUAUCUACUGUCGAUAGCUGGACAGCAGUUGGAUUUACUGAGCUGUAAAUUUGCCUGCCUGCCAGUUCCACGAGCCGGAACCAACGCUGAAAAGGACAACUACAGAAGGAAGUUUGUGGCGCAAAUUCAGCAAUAUAAUCGAAUCUAUGAAUUUGCAAGGGACAUAGAGAAGGCAGUUUCAUGGGGUGUUUUCGCGCAGAUUUGUGCCAGUGGAAUCACCAUUUGUGCCAUAGUAUUUCGUCUGUCGUCGAUAAGCAUCAUCGAUCAUCUGGGCACCUCGAUUCCGAUGUUCUUCUACAUGGUGUCAAUGCUGACGCAAAUUUUCAUGCCGUGCUACUUCGGGAACGACAUCACCCUCAAAAGCCAAACGCUGACCAAUGCACUGUACACCUCGGAGUGGUACCAGUUGGCGAUGGAAGACCGCAAGGAUCUGAAAAUGAUGAUGCUUCGUACCGGGGAAUCGAUUCGGUUGAAAGCUGGAGGGUUCUUCAAUUUCAAUCUGGAUGCUUUUACAUCGACGCUGAACACGGCUUAUUCGGUUUAUGCUGUUCUGAACAGUCAAGAAAAGAACAAGUAG
Messenger RNA from Aedes albopictus (Asian tiger mosquito), 1649 nucleotides. Its product is annotated as odorant receptor 94a-like. The coding region runs from base 483 to 1649 and encodes 388 amino acids. The record is from RefSeq and is a predicted model, not a curated record. Gene Ontology annotation, molecular function: olfactory receptor activity; odorant binding. Gene Ontology annotation, cellular component: plasma membrane. NCBI's taxonomy places the organism in Eukaryota, Metazoa, Arthropoda, Insecta, Diptera, Culicidae. Gene Ontology annotation, biological process: detection of chemical stimulus involved in sensory perception of smell; sensory perception of smell. The transcript is spliced from 4 exons.